GACAGGCUGGACGAUGGCCCAGAACAAGCUGUUCAAUAAGAUUCACAAGGCUCUGCAGUCUGACAGGCUGGCUCGCUUGGCUAAUGAAGGGGCUUGCAAUGAGCCAGUCCUGAGGAGGAUAGCAGUGGACAAAUGCGCUCGGAGGGUCCGCCAGGCUCUGGCCAGUGUCAACUGGGACACCAAACUCAUCCAGUGGCUGCACACAACGCUGGUGGAGACCCUCAGCUUGCCAGUGCUGGCUGCUUACCUGGAUGCUCUGCAAACACUGAAAGGAAAGAUCCCCACCCUGAUCGACAGGAUGCUGCUCUCCUCUACCACCAAGACAGGGGCAGCGGGUGCUGAGGCUCUGUCUCUGCUGCUGAAGAGACCUUGGGACCCAGCAGUGGGUGUCUUGUCACAUAAUAAACCAAGCAAAUUGCCUGGUUCCCCCCUCAUCCUGAUUGCUUCCUCUGGACCCUCCAACUCCAUGUUCCCCACUUCCCGACGGCACCGGUUCUGGCAGUCACAGCUUUCCUGCCUGGGAAAGGUGAUUCCCAUCACCACCCAUCUGCUCAACAACGGCAGUGGGGUGGGAGUGCUGCAGUGUCUCGAGCACAUGAUCGGGGCUGUGAGGGGCAAAGUGGCCGAGAUUCACAGCCACUUCUCUCACAAGCCCAUCAUCCUGAUCGGGUGGAACACCGGUGCCUUGGUGGCCUGUCACGUUUCAGUGAUGGAGUAUGUCACUGCAGUUGUGUGCCUUGGAUUCCCCCUUCUCACCGUGGAUGGCCCCAGAGGGGAUGUUGAUGACCCCCUCCUGGAGAUGAAGACCCCUGUCCUCUUUGUGAUCGGGCAGAAUUCCCUGCAGUGCAACAUGGAAGCCAUGGAAGAUUUCCGGGAGAAGAUACGAGCUGAUAACAGCAUGGUGGUGGUGGGAGGAGCAGAUGACAACCUCAGGAUAAGCAAAGCCAAAAAGAAGUCAGAAGGCCUCACCCAGAGCAUGGUGGACCGGUGCAUCCAGGAUGAGAUAGCUGACUUCUUGACUGGAGUCCUCACCCGAGCAGAGAGCCACUCGGGCUCUGAUCCCCGGGACCUGGAUGCAGAGAAGAAGAAGAAGCCCCGAGACUCAACCAGGAGGGAUCUGUCCUUUGACCUGCCAGAAAGGAGCAGCAGACCUGCCUCCCCAGCAGCCAAAGUGCCUGCUUCACCUUCAGGCUCAGAGGACUUGUCCAGCAGCCCCACUUCAAGCCCCAAGACCAAAGUGGCUGCAUUGUCCUCCCUGCAGAAGCCCAGCCAGAUCGGCCCCACGCAGCUGCUGAAGAGGCACGUGCCGAGGCCGGACACUGUCCUCGCCCACAAGCAGGCCCAAGCUCAGUUUGCUGCUUUUCUGAAACAAAACAUGCUGGUGAGGAAAGCUCUUCCUCCUGGCACCUCUUCAUGUCUCUUUGUUCCAGUGUCCUCAGAGCACUCGGAAGGGGCUGACAAAGAUGAUGCGCGUGUGCAGCUGAAGAGGCACCAGACCCCCAGCCCGACCCAGUGCACCAAACCCUCCAAACGAGCCAAAAUCAAGGUGACCAUUGUGUCUCACGGCGAUGCUGCUGGCGUGGGGAACGGAGCAGCCCUCAGCACCCAGGCAGAAAUGGUCGCUGGGAAGCCGGUCCCUAUGGCUGUUGGCCAGGCUGUGCCGGGCGUGAAGGAGCUCUCAGGACUGCUCAGCACCCCCAAGUUGAGUUCAGCAGCAGAAACCUCCUCCACGAGCCCUGCUCCAUCCUCUGUGAUCCCCAGCAGCACAACACCCAGUGCUUUCCAUGCCCUGCAGAGCAGGCUGGUGGCCAGCAGCACCCACUGCAUACAGGCCCAGCCAGCCAGUACCCUCCAAGGAGCAGCAUCUGCCAGCAGCUUGCUGCAAGGCCUGAGCUUCAGCCUGCAGGACAUUGGGACCAAGUCAUCUCCCCUUCCAGCCAGUGUUGGGCAGCCCGUGCAGACCUCGGCUGUGAAGACACCUGCACCUAUCCAGAACCUGAGUGCUAUAACCACGGACACCGGUGCCGUUGUCCGCACCAUCCCGGUUGCCACCUCUCUGUCCUUGGGAGCCUCAGCAGGCGGGAAGCCCACGGCCAUUCACCAGCUGCUGACAAAUGGGGGACUGGCCAAGCUGGCCAGCAGCCUCCCUGGCUUGGCUCAGAUCUCCAACCAGGCAGCAGGCUUGAAGGCCCCUACGACCAUUACUGUGACGCUGCGAGGGCAGCCCAGCCGAGUGACCACACUGAGCCAGGCUGCCAUGGGCACUGUCCAGCCCCAGCUCGAGGAGCAGCCCAUGCACACACAGGCACCUCAG
Molecule: messenger RNA, 2314 nt
Organism: Nestor notabilis (Kea)
Lineage: Eukaryota; Metazoa; Chordata; Aves; Psittaciformes; Psittacidae
Gene: KANSL3
Product: KAT8 regulatory NSL complex subunit 3
Exons: 18
Biological process (GO): positive regulation of transcription by RNA polymerase II
Cellular component (GO): NSL complex
Source: RefSeq, a predicted model, not a curated record